GAAUAAGCCAAGACAUCAUUUUGUGGAAUCACGUCUUUUAAUAUUUUAACACCAUCUUUCACAUUUCACAUAACAUAUUUCCACAGUGUAAUCACACAUUAAAAUAUAAUACAAAUUUUAUUUCGAUUUUAGGUGGACGGAACUGAAUUUACCAAGAGGUAAAAAAGUGAAGAAAGCAAAGAGGUUAGUACAAAAAAAAAAACAUCGUCACCCAAGCAUCAGGAAUCUUUUUAAUGAAAAUGAGUUUGUGUAAGCUGGAAAGAUGACACUAACAGUACUUUAUGGAAACAGGAAAACUGAACUGGAACAGAACAUGUUUUUCUUUCCAUAUAGACCGUCGAAGUCCUGGAUAAUUUAGAACAACAUUAGUCUUUUGUGUUUUAAAGAACCAAAAAGCUCUUUUGUUUUCACACAAGUCGCCACAAUCUCCAGCGUCGUUGUAUUAGGAUUUUAACUUUUUGGUAUACUCAGUCUGGUGCAUCUUUUCGUUCUUUUACAUUUUCUUGCAUUUGUUUCAUUUAUUUGCAACAGAUAAAUGACUGAAAGUGUUUUAAACUCGGUGUUAUGUUACAUGCUAAAGUAAUCAGAAUCAGAAAUAAAUUAAGGAAAGUUGGCAUACAGUUAUGCUGAGCAUAAAAAUGACCACUGCAGCACCGUUGUUCAGCCUGGGGUAUGAUUUUUGUCCUUUGCAUGUUUCCUGGGACAUACAAAUACAAAAUUUGAAACGUAUUCAAUUCCAAACUUCGUGUUUCUUUGGGAACCAUUUAGUUGCCGCUGUCCAUGGUUCUGAAGCAACGAUGACCAGAAUGCCUCACUCUGAUGAAUUCUGAAAUAAAUAUUCUCAGUUUGCCAGAUAAAUGCUGGAUGGAAAUAUAUACAAGGACCCUCAAACCAAGUUCUGUUUAUGACUUACCAAUAGAUGGCAUAGUGCAUAACAGUUCUGAAUUUUUAAAUUGGUUUAAAGAGUGUCUUGAUACGAAUUCUGCUUCAGACGAAUUGGAUAACGGCCAUUUAAAACAUAAAAAUAAUAAUUAAGAUAAUCCACUGCUGCAAAUUUUUUAACCUACAGCUUUCAAUGUUUUAAUUCUGUACUUUUUGCUUUUAUACAAAUAACGCCCACGAGAAAAGAGCUUUCCACAGUUCUUAUACGAAAGUGAAUUAGGGCCAUUUGGGUUUCAUAUUCUCUUAUUACAUAUACUGAUGAUUAUCAUCACCUCUUUACUAACAACCUUAAAAUAAUAAUAAUUAAUUAAUAAUGAUAAUAAAGAUAAUAAUAAUAAUAAUUAAAAUCAAACCGUCACUUCCUUUCCUCCACAUGUCACUCUGCAGAGCGUUUUCUGUAAUGUGUGUAAGGCUAUAAACAGCCUUUGAAAUAAAUAAAUACAAAAAUAAACAGAUUUAGGCAAAACAACAUUUUUUAUUCUUAAAAUACCCAUAUAAAAUGUAUGAAAAUAGAAUCUUCACAUUUUCGUGAUUUCCGUUUUUAAAACGCUAACCUUUAGCCCUGUAUUAGGCAUUGUGAAUACUUUUUUGUCUUGCAGUUAUGUUUAAUUUCAUGGUACUGUAUUGUAUUGUCAUUGUACUGUAUCUGGUCAUCUAUUUUCCUACGUGGGUUUAAUUCUGUAAUGACUAGAGACGCCACUCGUUUUCCUACAGUUUUGAGCACUAGAGGGAGCCUGGACCACAACAAAUAUGGGUUUUGCCGAUAUUCUCUGUCUGCCAAAGUCCGCAAUUUCGUGUCCACCAGAACCUUUUAAAUUUCUCCCUCUUUUACUUUGUUGCACAUCUUUUUUUUGGUUGCACAAUAUAAUUGCUUGUAAUAUGCUAUAAAUGAAAUAUUUUAGCAUAACUCAUUUAAGCAUAAUAACGAAUUUUACCAUAUACUGUUUGCAUGUAAAACCCACGUGCCAGUGUUUUAACAAAAUCUUGUCAUAUUCUUUUAUAAAUAAUUAAUAAUUCGUUUAAAUACUGUACGGGCAUGUGAUGCUAAUGAAAUGUAUAGGGAAUGAGAAUCGGCUAAGCACCCGUGUUUUUAAAUCAUAUUUCGCAAUCCAUGAAUAAGAAACUAAACGAAAGCUUUAGCUCUACAGAUAAACGACUGACGUCCAUCUUUCAUCAUCAAUUCGCAUCACAUCAUAAUAUUACCAAAUAUUACAGUAGACCUAAUACACAGACUCAGAUGAACCUUCCUGUCGAAUAUUUUUUUUGUUACACUUAUACAAAUAACAACGACAAGUAAUAUUUAAAAUGUAUAUAUUUUUUGUCUUUUAUGCUUGAUUAAAAGCAACAACAACAUUUAUUUGUCUAAAUGUCUAAGGACAUGUGAACAGCUCUUACAGGUUAUCUGGUUUUCUCAUCCUUCACCCUCUCUCCUCUUUUCCAAUGUUUAACAUACUCACACAUCCUUGCUUUUCCAGUACUCACGUUUAUAAUUUCGCCCACGGAGAUGUAAUCCCUUUGAUUAUAUUUAAUACCUGCCAAACCCCAGAUGGCAUGCCCACCCAUCGCUCUGUGUGAUAAUGCCACAUUGUGAAAUCUAGCCAUUAAUAUUAAUUUUCAGUCUGCGAAUGUGUCUGAACUGCUGAAGCUUAAAAUUCCUUAAAAAAGGCCAGGCUUGACUUACCAGGGAUUUUAAGACCAUUCCAUGUCAUUUCGCCUUUCGCCGUCCUUUGAGGUAAAACUGAUAUUCAGUGGGAUAUGUAGACUUCAAAGUCAUCCAUAAUCGAAACGACAAGGCCCAUAUAGAUUUUCAUUAUACGGUCUGUAUGUUUUCUGUCAAAUUACAGGCAAAUUCGUCUUUGCAAAAUUGGUCAAAGUGAAUUAAUGAUGCCUCCUAUGAAGUUUCUCGGUCCUUUCUCUUUAGUGUUCUUUGUAUAGGCCUAUUGUAAGUAAUUUGGCCAGUUUAGACAGAAUAGCCUAAUUUCGUUACAAAUCAUCACGUUAGUGACUUUUUGCAUGGUUAAUUAGUCAAAAGCUGUACAAAUCCUAGAGGACUGAAUAAGAGGAUGAUAUACCACCACCGUAUCAGAAAUGUAUGACAUUUUAAUUCAGACGUAUACCAACAAGAAAAUAACGAUUUAUUUCCAACCAGGACGGUCAUUGCCUCAAAGAUAACUUUAUUUGCCUGUAAAUUAGCCUAUAGCAUAAAUCCAGUUAGGGUCAUGUGUAUUUUGCCAAAUAAUUUUUAGUUCCUUUCUAAACUACUUGCAUGUUUUUUUCACAAUGGAUUACAUUUUACUUGGCCAUUGGUUGGAUUCUUUAUUGUGCAUUCUUUAAACGUUAUCCAGAAGAAUGCAUAAAUAGUUCUCUGUUCUAAAAAUUAGUUUGUUUUAACCACCGCACCGAAUAACAGAAACAAAACCAAGAGGUGUAGCCUUUGUAUAGCCUGCAUGCGCUUUUUGAUCUAUAGACUAGUUAAGGCACUAAAUAAUUUGUCAAAAAACAAGCUUUCAUAAAUUAUCCCACAUAAUUACACGUAAUUAUGUUAGUGUAUGUUAUGGUAAAACACGAAUUUAUCGCGUUAUUGAAAAAAAACACAAUCGCAGUUUUUGAGAUCCAGCCUACUCUUUACAUUUAAGCAACGAUAAGUUAAAACACAGUCUUUCAGCAACACAUUGGGGUUUUAUUUACGAAGUGCUAAUAUUGCGCAUACUAUAAAUGCCAAUACAACACCUCUUUCAAAAUGACAUCAAUGCUGGACAACAGUUGCAGAAAAACGGAUCUGCUGAUGAAUUGCCAGAGCUAGUGGGAAAAUGAGAGGAGUGAAGCAUGAACAGGGCGAUGGGCGUUGAUUUAUCGCAUAAGCCCUCGGUCAUUUCCAUAUAUUAAAAUGCGCCCAAGGGGCCAGGCAGUCAAUUUCCUUGAGCCACUACCCGUGGAAGGCAUGCACAUCACCAAAAGAAAUUUAACAGUCUACAUUUUAAACCAUCUCUCUGACAGAUGGGCCAAUAUUCAUUUCUGGUUGUCUAAAUAGUUAAAAUCUACAUAGCAUUUUAAUAAAAAAAGUAGAACCAGGGUUCGCAUAGUGUUGUAUAGAUUUGGUAAAGGAUGUUUCGAGGUUUUUGUGUCAUUCAAAGGGCCUCGCGCAUCGAGCCGUAACGUUAUUUUAAGCACGAGUCUGUCAUCGCGCUCUCUCUCACUCUCAUUUUCAUUUUCAACCUCUAGCUCUAUCUGUCACUUUCUCACACACAAAAAGCAUUUUUUUUCUCUAAGAAAGACCGACUGAAGCGUGCCUGACCGUGCAUUAGAAACAUGGAUAUUGCAAUACAUUUAACGUCUGGCUGAGUUAUGAUGGGAUCAGUCGCAUUAUCAUUCACAUAUUGCGCUUUUGUUUGUAAGCGGGUUUUGUUGCUGCCUGAUAGCUUCCUUCAGAAGGUGCGAGCGCUCGAUUUGCUCUGAUCAAUGUCCUGCCCUGAGGAGCAUGGACAGACUUUCAAGAAAGUCAAAAUAAAAAACGAAAAAAAUCGGUCUACAAGUCAAUGGCCCGAGGGGGCAUGGUUCGUGCCCUGUUAUCCAAAUGCUUGAAUAUCCGCAAACGUGCCCAGCGCCUGCAGUGGUCCAAAAGCACAUCCAACGAUACACACUGCCCAUUAACACAGAACUAUUUUUCUUUACAAGCGUGAGCGCUGUCAAUGUGUAGGACUUGCAACUGUAAUAAGUCGUUUAGUCAAAUAACCAAUUUCCUCACAUUUCGUCGUAACAUCAGCAUCUGAUAUAUUUACAGCUGGGAAUAUUUCACUAUUGUUUUAUAAGGGCAGGUGCUGAAUUAUCAAAGUUUUUAUUAUAGGUUAUUAUAGGUUUUUUGUCAAACGCGCAACUUUAUUUCGUCAAAGAUAUUGUUAGACGCAUGGGAAUAUUUCAAAUAACACAAUUAUGCAACGUGAAAAAUACAGCAUUUUUCUAGGAAGCUUUAAAACAGAGCAAUAUCCCCUGCAAGAUCUCUGUCCAUCACAAUGCGAGAUCGCAGAAAUACUACACUGACAGGGUUCCACACGCCUAAAAGUGCUAUAAAAUGUAGCUAGCUCAGUCAUAGCGAUUCCGUUUGUGCAUUAAGACAUCUACGUUACAUUAACAUUAAACCAAAGGCUUUAAAAGCACUACAUUUGAGAUCGAUGCGUUUUCAUUAUAUGUACUUAUUGACAGUAAUAACAAGAGAAGCAUAAGCGUUUAGUUUUGCAUACGGUCGAAUCCUUUGACAUUCCCAGAUUACGCAAAAUUGACCUUUUGCCCAGUGAAAACUGACUCGCAAGCGUAAAGAGUUGACACCUCGCGCUGAAAAACGCGAACCAACACAUCGAUCAGUCUUGGUCCAGAAAUAAAGAUGUCAGCUUAGCCUGUAAAACAUUUUCACUCACUCACGGGUCACGUAUUAACUCCAGUAUUCGACUUCAGUUCCGAUCGGUUUCUUAAGGGUUCCCCCUAUGAAUUGCGCCUUUCCCUGCAGACUGUCACUUCUUCACGCAGCCUCUGCUUUGAGUCUCUGGAGCAGUCGCUUAGUAUAGUCGUACUUCAACUAGUUUGCAGGGGUGUCUCUCUCUCUUCCUCCCACCUCAUGCCAGGAACUACGCUUGUCAUCGGGUUUUGUUAUACGCUUGAUGUCUCUUUAGGUGUCGUAAUUUAGAAUGCAUCGGUGCUGUUUACAGCAGCAUCUUUAUAUUUCUAAAUCCACGCGGUGGUUUACAGGCACCCCCUCCUCCCCCAGUCGCUAUUCUCUAUAAUCUGAACACAUCUGAAACUUAUUACCCCGUCCCCUUUCUAGUGGGCUGCUCCCACAAUCUAUUCGUCAGUGUGGUGUUAUAUUUUUAAAAUUACACUCUUGUAGUAUUUAAGUCCCACCUACAUCACUCGUAAAUAGUGUGAGCUAGUAUCCUGUUUUCUAUGAUGUCCCUCAGGCACUGUUUGUUAGUUUCUUUGGGCUUCUGGAGGAAUGUGCCAUCGCGCGCCCUUCUGAUCAGCGCACGCGGCGGUUGAACCCACAUGCCCUAGCGCGGAACCUGUCUGUCCUGUUCAUGCAACCCGAUCGUCUCUCGCUUACAAUCAGCCUUUGCACAGCGUGUAGUACCUCUGACUGUUUGACCAGGACUUGAAUGACUGUGUUUCAACCACUGUGUCUUCUCCAGAAGUCCCGAUCAAUGUCCACUACGAAACCUUAUAUGUGAGGUUCCUCUACCCCUCCCUUUGUAUGUAGCAUGUCCAGCCCCCUUGAAUCUUCUGUCCAUUGGCUUUUCGUGGUCUGCUUUCCUACGUCCACCCCCAGCACACACGCCGCACCGCACAUUGCUUUCAUUAAACAUCUCUCUCUCUCUCUCCCUCCCUCUCCCUCUCUCUCUCUCCCUUCUCUCUCUCUCGCCUCUUGUCCGGCCCCCUGAUCUUUCUGUCCAUUGGCUUCUUCGGGUCUAUUUUUCAUGUCCAGCCCCUAAUGAGUGUCCAUUGGUUUUGUUAUUUCCACUCCCUCCUCCCACUCCACGGCUUUGCCCUGCCCAUGUUCUGUAUGUCUGUGUCCAUCCAUCUCCUGACGUUCAAGUUCGCAGGGACGUCACGUCCGCACUUGAACUUGCAGCUCAGGGGGGCUUUUGCCAUUUUUUCAUCUCUCUCUCUCUUUUCAAAAAAGCCAUGACGGCUAUCCCACAAUCCAUCUUCCCUGCGCCAUCUUUGUAUUAUUUCUAAUUUAUUUUGGAUGUCAAAGGCAUUGAUGAAGAUAUUUUCUCUGGAGUCUCCCUUCUAACCCGGCUCUCCCGAUGUGAACCGAGCUGAAAGCCACCACCAACCACCAUGUCUCGCCGCAAGCAAGGCAAACCCCAGCACUUAAGCAAGCGGGAUUUUUCGCCCGAGCCCCUCUCAGCCGUGGUCUCGGAGGACAGACAGGAACAGCGCGGGCUGGUACAGGUAGCUCCGGAGGGAGACCAGGAUCUGCUCACCUGUGGCCAGUGUCAGAUGAACUUCCCUUUGGGAGACAUCCUUAUUUUCAUUGAGCACAAAAGGAAGCAGUGCAAUGGCACUUUGUGCAUGGACAAAGCGGUGGAUAAGCCCCCCUCGCCCUCGCAUGGCGAGCUGAGGAGAGCCUCCAACCCUGUGGAGGUGGGCAUCCAGGUCACGCCAGAGGACGAUGACUGCUUAUCGACGUCUUCUCGAGGAAUCUGCCCGAAACAGGAAAACAAUACAGGUAAAGAUGAGCCCAGCAGCUACACGUGCACAACCUGUAAGCAACCGUUCAGCAGUGCCUGGUUCCUGCUGCAACACGCCCAGAACACUCAUGGCUUCCGCAUCUACCUUGAGAGCGAGCGCGGAAGUCCACUCACGCCCCGCAUCGGAGCCCCUUCGGGAAUGAGUGCAGAUUGCUCAUCUCAGCCCCCCCUGCAUGGCAUCCAUCUCCCCGAAGUAAACCCAUUCAACCUGCUGCGGAUACCCAACUCCGCACGUGAUGGACCUCCUCUCCGGGAGGGGCGUUUUCCCCCAACGCCACCUCUCUUUAGCCCUCCGCCUCGCCAUCACUUAGACCCUCAUCGCAUGGAUCACCUGAGCCCGGAGGACCUGGCCUUGGCCACCCACCACCCGAGUGCCUUUGACAGGGUGCUGCGCCUCAACCCCAUGCCCCUGGAUCCCCCAGCCAUGGACUUCUCUCGUAGGCUGAGGGAACUAGCUGGGAACACCUCAGGGUCAACUCCUCCCCUCUCACCCAAUCGACCCAGCCCUAUGCAACGGCUACUCCAACCAUUCCAAUCGGGAAACAAGCCACCCUUUCUAUCCACGCCCCCCCUGACGUCCAUGCAGUCCCCUUCUGGCUCCCAAUCCACUCCGACCCCUCUCAAGCAGCAGUCCAACACACCCCUGAAGUCAAAGUCUUGUGAAUUCUGUGGGAAGACCUUCAAAUUCCAGAGUAAUCUGAUCGUGCAUCGACGCAGUCACACGGGUGAGAAACCCUACAAGUGCCACCUGUGCGACCACGCCUGUACGCAGGCCAGCAAGUUAAAACGCCACAUGAAGACACACGUGAACAAGUCAUCGCCCAUGACGGUCAAAUCCGAUGAUGGCUUGUCUACAGCCAGCUCCCCUGAGCCAGGAACCAGCGACAUUGUGGGCAGUGCCAGUAAUGCCCUCAAAUCAGUGGUAGCCAAAUAUAAGAGUGAAAAUGAUCGUCUGAUUCCAGAGAAUGGUGAGGAGGAGGAGGAGGAAGAGGAGGAGGAAGAGGAGGAAGAAGAGGAGGAAGAGGAAGAGGAAGAAGGAGAGGAGGAGGAGCUGGAAAGGGAUAGAAGUCGAAACAACUACCACUUUAGCCUCAACUUAGAAGCCACGAGGCACCACGAGAACAACGGCGGGCGCGAGGGCGACAUACCACGCUCGCUGCCUGAGGUUAUGCAGGGCAUGGGCCUGGCUGCCAGCAUGCAGCACUACAGCGAAGCUUUCCAUCAACACAAGCGAGGAGCCCUAAACUCAGACAAUAAUGCACAUAGGGACAUAUGUGAUGAGGACUCAGCCCUGGCAUCAGACAGAGUGGACGAGGGCUGUGUCUCUGCUAUCAACGGUCGAGGCUCAUCCCCCAGCGAGUCUGCCUCUGUGGGUUUGUCUAAGAAGCUACUGCUGGGCAGCCCAAGCUCACUUAGUCCCUUCUCCAAACGAAUCAAGCUGGAGAAGGACUUUGACCUCUCCACCCCUACAAUCCCCAACACUGAGAACGUCUAUUCCCAGUGGUUGGCUGGCUAUGCUGCCUCUCGGCAGCUUAAAGACCCCUUUCUGAAUUUUGGGGAUUCCAGACAAUCGCCUUUCGCCUCGUCUUCAGAGCACUCCUCAGAGAACGGAAGCCUACGCUUCUCCACGCCACCAGGGGAUCUGGAUGGCUGCGUCUCGGGUCGCAGCGGGACUGGCAGUGGCGGCAGCACGCCACACCUUGGGGGUCGGCCCAGCUCGAAAGAUGGCCGACGCAGUGACACCUGCGAGUAUUGCGGCAAAAUUUUCAAAAACUGCAGCAACCUGACAGUGCACCGACGCAGCCACACGGGCGAAAGGCCUUAUAAGUGUGAUCUCUGCAAUUAUGCCUGUGCCCAGAGCAGCAAGCUAACACGGCACAUGAAAACGCAUGGGCAAGUGGGCAAGGACGUUUACAAAUGUGAAAUCUGUAAGAUGCCUUUUAGCGUGUACAGCACCCUCGAGAAACACAUGAAAAAAUGGCACAGUGACCGCGCAUUGAACAAUGAAAUUAAAACUGAGUAGUGGUGGAGGCUCACUUGCCUGUUAACAGCGAAUAACACCUUACCCCACCCUCAUCCUUGUAGAUUUCCCUGUUUCGCUAGUCCAGUGGUGGCUAAGACGGCGUGCUUGGCACCACCAGCACACCCUUUUCAUUUACCGUUGAAUGCAUGAUCUGUAUCGGGGCAAUACUAUUGCAUUGACGCAAACUUGGAGCCUUUCUCUUGUGCAAUAAUAAUUUACAUAUUGUGUACCUUUACUUUUUUUUCCAUUUUUGAAAAUUUGACAGCAUGCAUAUGUUUUGGCUAAUUUUAAAAAUAAAUUGUCCCUGGUUGGUUAGUUGUUUAGUAAAUGUGUUGCUGUAUUAUCGUUCAUUACUUUACAAAUGUUUAUCUUUUUUUUCUUUUUUUUCCUUUUAAGAUCUAAGAAAAAGAAAAGAAAAAACAACCAUGCUGCAUACAUUCUGUAAUACAUAUCAUGUACAGUUUUGUGUUGUAACAUGGAGGACUACAGUAUAUUGCUUAACCUUCUUUGGACGGGCUCGGUAUCGCACUUAAACUAAUCUUUCAAAAAGAUGUUCUGUCCACACAGGGUUUAAAUGUUAAUUGGCCCCUAAUAUGGCAUAAAAGUAAUGACAGCCUUUGAAUUUCUUGAGAAAGGAUCGAUAACACAUUAAGGAUUGAAUUUGUACUAUCAUUUGGUAAGACAAACAAAAAGAGUGCCUUGGAUAUCUUGAAAUUGCAUUGGUUAAUCUCUGCUGUAAUUCUGGAGUCUCAGCUAAAUAUUUGAAAAGGGUCGAUGUGAUCUUUAAAAGGUUCUUGCAUCAAGUACCUGACAGCUAAAGUCAACUACGACUUUAGAGAGACAUAGUAAUAAUGAAAAGCUAAAGGGAAUUUCUAGUUAAUCAUCAUUAGGUACCUAUGUGAAAUGUAUCCAGUUGUGGUUCAUGUCCUGUGCGUGGCACAUGCAGUGGCAUUCAGCCUUGUUUACUGUUUGAAGGUACUGUACUUAACGGUACUUGUUUUCAAUCCACAAUCAUUUGACUUUUCGGUGUUUGUUCAAGUCUUAUCUUCAGUAGCACGUUUUUUGAUGACCGAACAUCCAUUGCGAAGGAAUACCUGAGGCCAUUUAGACCGAACUAAUGCAAUGUACAUUCGAGUAUUGGUUAUUAAGAGACCAUAAAAUAUUUGCAGCUGUCAGUGAUGAUUAACUAUGAAUUGCCUACGGGUCUGAGUCAAAAUGGCAUUUCUUUAUUGUUGCCCCUGUUUGAGCUCCCUAUAAAGACGAAAUGAACCUGAAUUACUGAGCGAGAGGGAAAACCAUUAUUUUUGUUCUUUUCUUUUAUAUACGUUUCACACAUAGUGUGGUAUAUGUUGACAUUCAAGGAGACUCUUGUUGCAUUAUGACUUUAAUGACUUGUUUAGACAAUGCGUUGGGCGUUUAGAUGGCACAUGCCUCUCUGCCCCGUUUUUGACACGAUAAUUGGAGGUAUUGCGGUUGAGUAUAAAUUAAGAUUGUUUGCCUGUUGGACAACAAAGUGCACUGUUAAAGUUUCCCAGUUUACAGGUGUUCUUAAGAGGGAAAACUUCCUAAAGAAAUGAACGUGGUGUCAUUAUUUAAUGUAAAAAAAGCCAACUCGUCCUCACUCCUCACAAUGAAAAAGCCCAACACCGAUAUAAUAUCGACGUGUCAGCGCAAACAGUGCUUGACCGAAUACGGACAAUUGAAACUUGCUGCUUUCACUGCAAGAACUUUUUUUUGUACAAAUCUUUUUUUAAGUAUGAAAAUAAAACUUUUUAAAAAAGUAACAUUUCAUUAUCUUAGGGGAAACGGUAUUUAAGUUUGUUGUUUAUCUUUAUCUCUUUGUCUUGGUGGCGUUCAAGACUUAAUCACAAUAUAUAUAUAAAAUGGGAAAAAAUCUGUGAUUUUUUUUCUUUGUUUUUGUUGUUGUUGUUUCAUCUUGGCUCUUCACAGCUCUUCAGGUCAAACUUGCAUUGGGGAAAGGUUUAAGAUUAUAUAUAAAAUAUAUAAUAGAGAAACUUAAAUAUAGGAAAAUGCACAUCAUGUCAGUUCCUAUGCUAAAACACAUUUAUGGUCUACUUUCUUCUGUAUUUCUAGAAUGGUAUUUGAAUUAAAUGUUCACCUAGUGUAGGUACUACAGUAUUUAUAUUGAGGCUUGUAUUUUUAACUGUUGCUUGUUCUCUCAAAAGGUACAAUUGUACCUUUUUUGGUAGUGGAAAAAAACAACAAGCUGCCACAGUAUAUUUUUUUAAUUUGGCAGGAUAAUAUAGUGCGAAUUAUUUGUAUGUUUAAAAAAAGAAAAUGGAAAAAAUCAAAUGAAAAAAUAAAAGUUUGUGGCAUUGUACAAAGGAAGCCAUUCAAUGGUUUCCCCGCUGAGUCUUUUGAGAAUGUCCACACUAGCUAAAACAGGUGGUUGUACAUAUCUUUUUCUGUUCUUCUUUUUUAAAAUCUCUGCUGCCAUUCUGUAUGCAGUACAGCAAGCUGAUGUUGGGUUGUUCUGUAGUGUGCUUCUGUCUUUUCACAUGUCUCACCUGAAUACAUUCCAGCAUCUUAAAAAAGCAAACUUCAUAUGCAGUACGAUACCAGUAAACAAACAGACAAAAAUCAUUCAAAUAAAUGAAUUCAAACGAUCAA
This is a messenger RNA of Triplophysa rosa, 11838 nucleotides long. RefSeq names its product BCL11 transcription factor A a (gene bcl11aa). Bases 6772 to 9207 code for a protein of 811 amino acids. Gene Ontology annotation, molecular function: RNA polymerase II cis-regulatory region sequence-specific DNA binding; DNA-binding transcription factor activity. NCBI's taxonomy places the organism in Eukaryota, Metazoa, Chordata, Actinopteri, Cypriniformes, Nemacheilidae. Gene Ontology annotation, cellular component: nucleus. Gene Ontology annotation, biological process: regulation of transcription by RNA polymerase II; negative regulation of dendrite development. The record is from RefSeq and is a predicted model, not a curated record. The transcript has 3 exons.